Molecule: messenger RNA, 2474 nt
Organism: Oncorhynchus keta (chum salmon)
Lineage: Eukaryota; Metazoa; Chordata; Actinopteri; Salmoniformes; Salmonidae
Product: rac guanine nucleotide exchange factor JJ-like
Exons: 2
Coding region: 1029-2474 (481 amino acids)
Source: RefSeq, a predicted model, not a curated record
GACAGUUAGACUUACAGGUUAUGUCGUUGUCUUUUGUUUGAAUUGUUUAUGUGUCCGCUGUGCGGGGAAAUGAUAAUACAAGCGGAACUACGUAGCUAAUACUGUUGUAACGGGGAUCCUUAUUGUAGCAACACACCUUUGGAGGGAAGGCAAUCCUGCGCUGCGUUAGCUAAGUUUUCAUGUCAUCGGGUGUAGUUCAUAAUGGUUGAAGAGUGUAUGUUAGGAUGAAGUGUGAAUUCAUGCCAGGAAUAAUAAGUGUGAAGUUUAAUUUCCUCCCUUCUGUAAUAAGCAGCCAAUGAGUUCUCACGGAAGGUGAUAAUUCUGACUAAAACUACAGAAUAAAGCCGCCAGUUAAAAUCAAGGAACGGUUGUGCUCGUGGUUACUGAAGGGAGCUAGAGUGAGAACUCAAUGCUCUUCACGAGCAAGAGAGAAAGAAGAAUCUCAUCCAGCUGUAAAACAUCUACAAGAUUCCCAAAUCCUGGUAGACCUUGUCAUCUGCCAGAUAAGAGUUUUGCACCUACCUGCAAACUAAGAAGAAAAUCUCCACAUAAGGAAGCAUCGUGAGGCAACAUAAGGUCAAGACUAACAGGAAAGUCAGACACGCAAGUACAAGUCAAGGUGUUUGAAGGUGGUCCUAGCCUUCUGAACAGCUAAUAAGAGACUUUAAGAUCACAAUUCGUAAGGACUGGAGAUAGUUGUCUAUUUCAUAAAGACUCUGGUAUUAUGCAUUUGCUCUUUCUAUCUUAAUGUAUCGCUGGUAUGUGUAUUACUGAAAAAUAUUAUUUGAUACUUACUAAAUAUAUAUAUAUAUAGUCACAAACAUUAAGGGUCAGCGUACACCUAUUAAUUCUAUUUUCACCUGUAAGUUAAUAGUGUAAUUGUUUGGUAAGGUGUUUGUUCAAGCCUUUGUUUCAAGCAUUAUACAUGUUUAUACCACGUACUGAGGUAUAAAUUACAGUGAAUUAGAGUAUAAAUUACCUACUCACUUAUCCAAACCUUAGCUAGAAUUGAUUUGACUUGAUUUAGAAUGUCAGAAAGAGGUAGUUUCACUAAAGGUGAUAGAGAUGGGGUGGGUCAAGUUGAGCAGCUGCAGCAACACCUCGCAAACUUCGAGCCUUCAUCAGAACAAACAGAGCAGCAGGAAGAGGUAGCACAACAAGAGCCACGAAAAGGUGAGAGGGUCCGCAGGUUAACUGAAAAGGGCAGAGAACUGCGCGACGAAAGGUGGAGACAGCUCGAACAACGUUUCAGGGUCAGCUAUGAGAAGUGGAAGGCUCUGGUAAAGGAAGCAAAACUGUCACUGACAGGUUGUUGCUCUGAAGACCUACUAGAAGACCUCUUAAACAAGAUUAGCCAUACCUCUACAGAGCUAAACCGUGUCUAUGUAAAUUUGCGUCAAAUCGACAUUCCCGACAACGAUAUACGACGCAGAGUUGAUACUUGUGAAGCAGUUACAAUGUCUAUUAUCAAGACUGUAAGGUGUCAUUUAAAAGGCAGGGAAGAAGGUCAAAGUAACCAGAUAGAGUUGCACUGGAAGGACAGCAAUUCCUUGUGCAUGUCCGAACUCUCACAUAAGUCAAGUCCCAACUAUCAGCCCUCAAGUGCUUCCUCCCAGUCUCAAAACAACUCAAAGGUCAACUCCAGAUGCUCAAGCGUGUCAUCUGUCAAGAGACAAGAGGCUGCGGCGGAAGUUGCUGCUAACCAAGCAGCUUUAGAAGUAAUGGUUAAGCAAGAACGCCAACUAGAAGAGCUUCAGCGACUCGAAGAUGAAGAUAAGAAGAGGACAGCGGAGCAAGAAGCUGAGGCUGUGAAACGCAGCUUAGAAGAAGCUAGGCUGCGAGUCAAGUUAGAGGUAGAAAAUGCUGCCAGACGAAGGACACUAGAAGACAAGCGUAGAGAGUUAGAGCACCUAGAAGUGCUCAGGAAACUAAAUGCUGCCAAGGCGCGAAUGCAAGUGUAUGAGCAAGAUGAAAACUCAGAGGACGAGAAGAGAGAACUACUCUCUAACUGCAAGUAUGUGAAAGAAGUCAUGCACAGAAGUGGCUCAUUUCACAGUCUCUCACCACAACAUGUUGUGACAAGCACACAGCAAGAAGAUGGCACCAAGACCAUGUUCAGGUUACUAGCGGAAGCAAUCAGUGAAAGCCGCCUCCCCAUACCAGAACCAGUAACAUUCAAUGGAGAGCCUCUCUCGUACACUGACUGGAAGGUCUCUUUUCAGACUCUGAUAGACAGGAAGAACAUACCAACAACUGAGAAGAUAUAUUACUUAAGAAAAUAUGUCGGUGGGCCUGCCAAGAAAGCCAUCGAAAGUUACUUUAUGUUAGGAACAGAAUCAGCCUACCAUGCUGCUUGGACCAUUCUUGAAGAAAGGUACGGAAACAAAUUCUUCAUCGCCAAGUCUUUCAGAGAUAAGCUCAAUGCAUGGCCUACGAUAGGAUCAAGGACAGUCUUGAACUUAGAGACCUUGUAG